CUAUAUAAAGAGAGUAUAUCUCUGAGUGGGUAGAUACACAUCUAUCCACUUAGAAAUUCGACUUGUCUUUGACAUCAUUUUUUUGACUCUUGACUCAGUCAUCAGGAAGGAUGAGGUUCAUCGUCCUGUUUCUUGUGUUGUCACUGGUCGUCCUCAUGGCUGAACCUGGGGAAGGUUUCAUUCACCACAUUAUCAAAGGAAUUUUUCACGUUGGAAAAAUGAUCCACAGCGCGAUCAACAGGAGGAGACACGGAAUGACAGAGCUAGAGCAGGAGCAGUUUGACCGAGAUCGGGCUGAUUUUGUCUAGACCUCCUAUGACCUAUAAUGGUUCACCUGAAGGAGUCACUGUGAAGCAAUGUUUAAGAUGAAGAGAAAUGCUUCUUGUCUUUCAAAAUGACAAAAAAAAGAAAGAAAUUGUCUAAUGGGGCUAUUCUUGGGUUCUUUGGAAAAAUGUGAUUCAUCAAUUCAAAUAAAAUUGCAUUUUAAAAAGUU
Molecule: messenger RNA, 493 nt
Organism: Seriola dumerili (greater amberjack)
Lineage: Eukaryota; Metazoa; Chordata; Actinopteri; Carangiformes; Carangidae
Product: dicentracin-like
Exons: 4
Coding region: 111-308 (65 amino acids)
Biological process (GO): defense response to bacterium
Source: RefSeq, a predicted model, not a curated record